AUGACACUCCGGAAUGGAGAUGCUCCGAUUGCUGUUGUUGCUGGAGCCAACAUCAUCCUCACACCCGAACCAUACAUUGGGGAAAGCAAACUGAAAAUGCUUUCACACGACAGCCGAUCACGUAUGUGGGAUGAAGAUGCUAAAGGGUAUGCACGUGGUGACGGCGUGGCAGCCUUGAUAUUGAAGCCUCUAUCUGCGGCCAUAGCUGAUGGUGACCGUAUCGAGAGCGUAAUCCGUGAAUGCCUUGUCAACCAAGACGGUCGUACAUCUGAGGGCAUUACCGUGCCCAGCUCAGAAGCGCAAGCGGAGUUGAUUCAAAGGACUUAUGCAAAAGCGGGGUUGGAUGCUACUAAUCCAAAACAUCGCUGCCAGUAUUUCGAAGCUCAUGGUACAGGUACUGGAGCCGGCGACCCCAGAGAGGCUAGAGCUAUUGCAACAGCUUUCUUUGGUUCCAGUCAUCGUAGCAAAGACCCUACAGACAAACUGUUUGUCGGCUCAAUCAAAACCAUUAUCGGACAUACAGAAGGCACGGCGGGCAUUGCUGGCAUCAUGAAAGCUUCGCUUGCUCUCCAACAUGGCGAAAUACCACCAAAUCUACUCUUCAACCAACUAAGCCCUGCAGUUGCCCCGUUCUAUGACAGCCUCGAGAUACCUACCACCGUCCAGAAAUGGCCCUAUCUGCCUUCAGGCGUUCCUCGGCGUGCAAGCAUAAACAGUUUUGGUUUUGGAGGAACUAAUGCUCACGUCAUAUUGGAGAGUUAUGAUCAAGAGGAGGCUGGGAACAAAAUCUCGAACGGCGACUCCAAUCUUCGUGAUGUUUGGCUAUCGCCAUUCAUACUGUCCGCCUCCUCGGAAAAGUCAAUGAGGGCUUUGAUCCAGCGAUACAUCUCAUAUCUUGAGGAGAAACCUAACACGAACAUUCGAGAUCUAUUAUUCACAUUGAAUCGCCGAUCAGUAUUGCCAUACCGGGUUUCUUUCCCUGCGCAAUCCGUCAGUGAUCUGGUGGCCAAGCUGGUUGAGUGGCUCAAAAAAGCAAAGGCCAGCCCAAACGCACAGCUUAGUACCCGCUACUCUGGAGGAUCAGGUUCAAACAUCUUGGGUGUCUUCACUGGCCAAGGAGCCCAGUGGGCCAGCAUGGGGAAAGGUCUUCUUUCGGCUUUUCCCCAAAUCCGCGCUACUUUGGAUGAUUUGGACCGUUCCCUGGCAACUUUACCACACAAUGAUCGACCACAGUGGUCUAUUACAAGUGAACUUGAAGCCGACCGAAGCAUAUCACGCAUCGAUAGUGCUGCUUUCUCACAACCCUUGUGUACUGCUUUACAGAUUGUUUUAGUCGAUCUUCUGCGGUCAGCGGGUAUUCGGUUCAAAGCUGUUGUUGGGCAUUCCUCUGGAGAGAUAGCUGCUGCAUACGCUGCCGGCUUCAUCACAGCUAGCCAUGCAAUAAGAAUAGCUUACUACCGCGGAAAAGCUACUGAGUCCGCUGGUGCCAAUAGGUCGCAGAAAGGGGCAAUGAUGGCUAUCGGCACGAGUUUGGAAGAUGCGGAAGAGCUCUGCAAUGUCGAUACUCUAGAAGGGCGUAUUUGGAUCGCAGCGGUCAACUCACCAUCAAGUAUCACUCUCUCAGGAGAUGCUGACGCAAUAGAGGAAGCGCGCUUGAUCCUCGAAGACGAGGGAAAGUUUGCAAAAAUCCUCAAGGUUGACAAGGCUUAUCACUCAGAUCAUAUGCUACCCUGCGUGGAACCAUACCUGCAAGCUAUGAUUAACUGCGAUAUCAGACAUGGGCAGCAUGGCGAUGGCACUUGCACCUGGUAUUCUAGCGUGCAUGCUGACACCAAAAUAGAGCCAUUUAACCGUGAGCUUAGAGGAGAGUAUUGGUGUGACAAUAUGGCGCGCCCUGUCCUUUUUUCCAACGCUGUUCGAAAUGCGUGGGAGAAACAGGGCCCUUUCGACGCCGUUGUUGAAGUUGGAGCACACCCAGCCCUUAGAGGGCCCUUCUUGCAAAUAUUGCAAGAAUCGGAAACAAGUAUCCCCUCCGUUCUGUACAGCGGCUUGUUGUCACGAAACCGCGAUGAUAUUGAAUCUUUCGCCCAAGGAAUUGGAGCUUUGUGGCAGAGUCUCAGUUCAGGAUCUGUCGAUAUUGAUAGGCUUAACCGAAAGAUUGCACCUAAUCAGCCAUCUCCACGGCUCUUGAAAGACCUUCCAUCUUAUACCUGGGAUCACGAUCGAAUCUAUUGGCACGAAUCUCGGCUUUCCCGUGCUUAUCGCACUCGAAAAUCUCGACCUCAUCCUUUACUUGGAACACUCACCUCAGAUGGAGUUGAAAAAGAGAUAAGAUGGAGAAAUAUUCUGAGAUUAUCCGAAGUGCCCUGGGUCAAGGGCCAUACCUUACAAGGGCAGGUUGUCUUCCCGGCUGCUGGUUACAUUGUCACCGCAAUGGAGGCAGCACUGGCUCUCUCAGGUGAUCGACUUCCUCAAUUGCUUUCAGUCAACAGUGUCGUCAUUCAUCGAGCACUCACGAUUGAAGAAGGCAUUGAUGUUGAGACAUUGGUCUCUCUUUCCGAUAUUUGCAACGAGAAUAUUGAUGUUGCCAGCGCUGAGUUCCGAUAUUAUGCAUUACUGCGUCAGGAUGCUACGAAUCUCACUCUCCUUGCCUCGGCUUCUGUCGAAUUAAGUUUGAGUCCUUCUACAGAAUCGGAACUAGAAACCUCCGAAGCCUUGCUCUUUAGAACGGAGAGUGAUCAACCUAAUCUGCUUGCAGUUGAUACAAGCGAUUUCUACGACUUUUUGGACGAGGUUGGCUAUGGAUAUACGGGUCCUUUUCAAGCCCUUAACUCCAUGCAGCGCAAAUUAGAUUAUGGCACUGGGAAAAUCGAGAUUUACGAAGAAGAUUGGGAUAACACAAUGGUACUAAUGCAUCCUGCUUUCCUUGAUGCAUCAUUCCAAGCCAUUUUCUUGGCCAUGGGCUGGCCUAGGGAUGCUGGGUUGGUUGAGGUUUUUGUGCCGACAGAGUUUCAAAGCAUCAAAGUUGAUGUACCGAAGUGGAGAAUAGCAACGUCUCAAGCUACCACUCAAAUGAUGUUCGACUCCAGACUCCGCCAACUGCCAGAGUCUAUCACAGGAGAUGUCGACGUCUUCUCCACCAUAGACAAUGAUACAACUUUGAUACAGGUGGAAAAUAUCAAGGUAGUUCCCUUUUCUCCGGAAAGCACGGCGUCAAAUCGGCAAUUAUAUGCCAAGACUGUGUACUGGCCAGUCACCAUCGAUGGUCUUGAGGCAUCAGGGGGUCGACUUCCUACCGACCAAGAGCUUGAAAUGGCAUGGGACCUAGAACGUGUUGCAAUCUACUUCUUACGCACCAUCGAAGACGAGUUUCCGGGCUCAAACUCUCGCAGUGGCAUCGCACUCCAUCAUCAAUACUUCUUUGAUUUCAGCCACAGUAUUCUAUCUCGAGUUUCGGGGGGUACAAUGCCAUAUGCCAAAAAGGAGUGGUUAAAUGACACAUGGGAUGAUGUCGCAGAUAUCUUCCAGAGGUAUCCUGAAAGUCUUGAUCUUCAACUCAUGAAGAAAGUUGGCGUAAACAUGGCAGCUGCCAUUAGGGGGGAAGUCAACAUGGUAGAGGUUCUGUUCAAAGAUGACUUCAUGGACAGAUUCUACGCCGGAGCUCUCGGACUCGACCUUACAAUGGACUGGCUUGGACGUAUUGCCAUUCAAUUGUCCCGUCGGUAUCCUCAUAUGAAGAUCCUUGAGUUGGGUGCUGGCACAGGCGGCGCUACUAAAAGUGUCUUUUAG
Colletotrichum truncatum is the source of this 3789-nucleotide messenger RNA. RefSeq names its product hybrid nrps pks. Gene Ontology annotation, molecular function: fatty acid synthase activity. Lineage: Eukaryota; Fungi; Ascomycota; Sordariomycetes; Glomerellales; Glomerellaceae. The record is from RefSeq and is a predicted model, not a curated record. Gene Ontology annotation, biological process: fatty acid biosynthetic process; secondary metabolite biosynthetic process.